GGUCCAGUAAGUUUUUAUGGCAAUGAGGUUUUUACAGAUCCAGUUCAUUUGCAAUAAUGCUUUGGAUGCAACCUGCGUGUUUUCUCUCACUGAUUUUUUCUGCCCACAUAGCAGCUGUAUCGAUUAACCACCUUUUGAAUGGACAUGAUCAUGAUACAGAUGUUGGUGAACAGAAGGAUGUUUCAGAAAUCAACUUCGCUGCAGGCCUGAACCUCUUUCAAGGGGACAUCCUUCUGCCUAGAACCAGGAAUGCCCUGCGAAAUCCGACAAGCAGAUGGAAGUUCCCCAUUCCAUACAUCCUGGCUGACAACCUGGAUCUGAACGCCAAAGGAGCCAUCCUCCAUGCCUUUGAGAUGUUCCGCCUCAAGUCUUGUGUGGAUUUCAAACCCUAUGAAGGGGAGAGCUCGUAUAUCAUCUUCCAGAAACUUUCUGGGUGCUGGUCUAUGGUUGGUGAUCAACAGGUGGGACAGAACAUUUCCAUUGGUGAUAGAUGUGACUUUAAGGGCAUCAUUGAACAUGAAAUCCUGCAUGCUCUGGGAUUCUUCCAUGAGCAGUCGAGGACUGACCGCGAUGAUUAUGUGAACAUUUGGUGGGAUCAGAUCAUUGCAGACUAUGAACAUAAUUUCAACACAUAUGACGACAACGCCAUCACAGACCUCAACACACCCUAUGAUUACGAGUCCGUGAUGCACUACGGGCCAUUUUCGUUUAACAAGAACGAAAGCAUCCCUACCAUCACUGCCAAGAUCCCGGAGUUUAACACCGUCAUUGGCCAGCGCCUGGAUUUCAGUGCCAUUGAUCUAAUGAAACUGAAUCGGAUGUACAACUGCACCACAACACAUACCCUGUUGGACCAAUGUGACUUUGAGAAGAUCAACAUCUGUGGAAUGAUCCAGGCAACCAGAGAUGAUGCUGACUGGGCUCGUGGGGACAGCAGUCAGCCUGGACAAGUGGAUCACACCUUGGUGGGACAGUGUAAAGGUGCCGGCUACUUCAUGUUCUUCAAUACCAGCUCGGGGGUAAGAGGAGAGGCAGCCCUUCUGGAGUCUCGGACCCUUUACCCCAAGAGGAAGCAGCAGUGUUUGCAGUUUUUUUAUAAGAUGACAGGAAGCCCUGCAGACAGAUUUGAAGUCUGGGUGAGAAGGGACGACAACUCGGGCAAGGUGCGACAGCUGGCCAAGAUCCAGACCUUUCAAGGAGACUCUGAUCACAACUGGAAAAUUGCUCACGUAACACUCAACGAAGAAAAGAAAUUUCGCUAUGUUUUCCUGGGUACCAAAGGUGACCCUGGUAACUCAGGUGGCGGUCUUUACCUUGAUGACAUCACUCUGGCAGAGACCCCCUGCCCUGCAGGGGUUUGGACCAUCCGGAAUAUCUCCCAGGUCCUCGAGAACACAGUGAAAGGGGACAAGCUCGUGAGCCCUCGGUUCUACAAUUCUGAGGGUUAUGGUGUGGGGGUGACCUUGUACCCCAAUGGUAGAAUCACCAGUAACUCUGGCUACCUGGGACUCGCUUUUCACUUGUACAGUGGGGAUAAUGAUGCGAUUCUGGAGUGGCCAGUGGAAAACAGACAGGCCAUAAUGACCAUACUGGACCAGGAACCUGAUGCCAGGAACAGGAUGUCCCUGAGCUUGAUGUUCACUACCUCCAAGGACCAAAUAUCUUCACCUAUAAAUGGCUCUGUCAUCUGGGACAGGCCAUCCAAGGUGGGAGUCUAUGAUAAGGACUGUGAUUGUUUUAGAAGCAUUGACUGGGGCUGGGGUCAGGCCAUCUCCCACCAGCUGCUGAUGAGAAGAAAUUUUCUUAAAGACGACAGCCUCAUCAUCUUCGUGGACUUUAAAGACCUCACCCACCUGAACCGGACUGAAGUGCCCACUUCAACCCGCAGCAUGAUGUCCCGAGGCCUCCUCCUGGAAGGCCAGGAGUCUCCUGCCUUGGGAGAAAGCUCUAGGAAAGCCAUGCUGGAAGAAUCCCUGCCAAGCAGCCUGGACCAGAGACACCCCAGCAGACAGAAGCGCUCGGUGGAGAACACUGGCCCCAUGGAGGACCACAACUGGCCACAGUACUUCAGAGACCCCUGUGACCCAAACCCUUGCCAGAAUGAAGGCACCUGUGUGAACAUCAAGGGAAUGGCCAGCUGCAGGUGUGUCUCUGGGCAGGCCUUCUUCUACGCUGGGGAGCGCUGUCAGGCCAUGCAUGUACAUGGCAGCUUGCUGGGCCUGCUCAUUGGCUGCAUCGCUGGCUUGAUCUUCUUGACUUUUGCCACAUUCUUCAACACUUACCGAAAGCUGCAGGAGCGAGCAGCUUCCCACGGAUGUCCAGCCAGACUUUCCCUUCCUGUGGUCAGAACACUUGGGGAGUAGUUUUCACCAAACAUGUUGAGAGGGCCUCCAAAACCAAAACCCCAAACCUCCUGUGGGGCUCCGGCCACUCCAUCCCUGUAUGGUUCUGCUAUCCUUCUGUGAAUUCCUGGCGAAUCCACUGCGUCCUGACAAGAGUCAUCACAUUUCAUUAUAAACGCCUUGUUUACUUCUCCCCUUAAAUCACAAAGUCUAGUUGGGUAGGGGCACGAGUCACCCUCAGCCAUGACACUGACCCCAGUGCUAGAAGUGUGACUGACUGGUGUAUUGUGGGUACGCAGUAAGCAUUAAAUGAAUGAACCAAUAAGCGAGUCUUUUGUUUCUACUUUGUAUCAUGAAACAUAUGAUUAAGUCUAUAUGUAUGUGUGUUAGAACUGAAUACUCAGUUUUGAUCAGAUGCAGGUAGUAUCUUGUGAAAUCAUCUCACAGAUUCCUCUGGUCAGCUGGGUUUCCACGUCAUGGACUUUUUUUUCUUGCUCUGGUUUUAAGGAAAAAGCUUAAUAAAACCACUAAAGAUGCAA
Mus pahari (shrew mouse) is the source of this 2881-nucleotide messenger RNA. It is a transcript of the gene Mep1a, whose product is annotated as meprin A subunit alpha. Bases 57 to 2363 code for a protein of 768 amino acids. Gene Ontology annotation, cellular component: membrane. Lineage: Eukaryota; Metazoa; Chordata; Mammalia; Rodentia; Muridae. The record is from RefSeq and is a predicted model, not a curated record. Gene Ontology annotation, molecular function: metalloendopeptidase activity; zinc ion binding; protein binding. Gene Ontology annotation, biological process: proteolysis. The transcript has 14 exons.